This is a messenger RNA of Thelazia callipaeda (thelaziosis nematode), 591 nucleotides long. NCBI's taxonomy places the organism in Eukaryota, Metazoa, Nematoda, Chromadorea, Rhabditida, Thelaziidae. The record is from the annotation of a GenBank genome assembly.
UUGCGUAACUUUAAAAUAAAGCAAAAAAAAACUAAAGCAAAAUAUAUUGAAUGCAGUGAUUGUAAUUGCAGUGAUUUUACUGAUUCGGUAAAACUUGGAGAAGGUGCGUUCGGCGAGGUUUACCGAGUUAGAUACAAAAAUGAAUUCAUUGCUUUGAAGGUAAGAUCAAGGCUUUACCCACAAUCGUUAUUUUUUGCAUGGGAAACAUACAAUAAAAAUUGCAUAUCUGACAAUGAUCAUCCAAGCGCUUAUGAUAGUAAUCAGCAUUAUCUGCUUCUUGCAUUCGAGGAAGGUGGUAUUGACCUCGCACAUUAUAUGGUUGAAAAUACUUUACAAGGUUACAGUAUUGCGUAUCAAAUGAUUAUUGCUCUUUCUGUGGCAGAGUGUCGUUUGUCAUUUGAACACCGGGAUCUCCACUGUGGCAAUGUAUUGAUUAAAAAAAUUGAUCCAGGUGUUUCAAUUAACGGUAAUGAAAUUCAUUUGGCCUCUCAUGGCGUACUAGUAAAAAUUAUUGACUUCAGUUUCUCUAAACUGUCCAAGGGUAUUCAGUUUUGUAAUUUUUUGAUAGUCUCAAAAAUGCACCAAAUUUGA